AUGUCUUUGGGAGAGCGGACCCUCAGCGGGGAGGACUGUGGUGCUGAUUGUGCCAAAUUCCAGAAAAGUGAGUUGGAGGUGAGGUUUAACAAGCAGGCCUUAGAGCGUCCAUACACCUCCAAGAACUCCUGGGGGAAAACUUAUGGUGAGCACAAGCGCCACCUAGAAUUCAGCCAUGAGCAGUACAGGGAGCUGCAGAAAUAUGCAACAGAAGUGGGGAUCUUCUUCACUGCCUCAGGGAUGGACGAGAUGGCUGUGGAGUUUCUCCAUGAAAUCAAUGUCCCUUUUAUCAAAGUAGCAUCUGCAGAUGCCGACAACUUUCCAUAUCUUGAGAAGACAGCCAAGAAAGGCCGUCCCAUGGUUGUGUCCACUGGGAUGCAGUCAAUGGAGACAAUCCGUCAGGUGUACAAGACAGUGAAGCAGCACAAUCAAAACUUCACCAUCUUGCAGUGCACCAGCACAUACCCUCUGGACCCUGAAGAUGUCAACCUCAGAGUGAUCACGGAAUAUCAGAAGGAGUUUCCAGAUAUUCCCAUUGGAUAUUCGGGUCAUGAGACUGGAAUCGCAAUCUCAGUGGCAGCUGCAGCUCUGGGAGCUAAGGUGAUUGAGCGACAUGUAACGCUGGAUAAAACUUGGAAAGGCAGUGAUCAUGGGGCAUCACUGGAACCCUCUGAACUGGCUGAGCUGAUUCGCUCCAUUCGUCUGGUGGAGAAGGCCAUGGGAAGUAGAAUCAAGCAGAUGUUGCCUGGUGAGAAAGUGUUGCACAGCAAGCUGGGAAAGUCUGUGGUGGCUAAGGUGAAGAUCCCCAAAGGAACGGUCCUAACUCUGGACAUGUUGGGGGUUAAGGCGGCUGAGCCAAUUGGAAUCCCAGCUGGGGAGAUCUUCAAGCUGGUUGGGAAGACUGUGACCCAGGAUGUAGAGGAGGAUGCAAGCGUCCUGCCAAACAUGGUGGGGAACUAGAAGAAGAUCACCAAGGGUUGAUUAUAAGUUUGAGAAAGUCCACUCAUUUUGCUUUUUCUUGGGGAUCAUUUGGAGUGGGUCCAUGGUAUAUAUGAUUAUAAAAGUGAUGUUAUGGGUGUGUUGGGGGGCUUUGUGAAAGUUAACCUACAAAAUCAGUCAUUUGAAAAUGGAGGAAUACGAAAUCAAGUUGGUUCUGUUUACUACUGGGGUUUGGUAGAAGGAUUUUCUUUGUUUCUUUUUAUACCUAAAUCGAGUUUGUUUUCUUGUUUUUUUAUUUGUGUAUGGUGCUAACAGAAGAUGCACAAUAGGUUGUUUUAAUGGAUGCUUAAGUAAAAGGCAACUGGAAUUCUCUUUUUUUUUUUUUUUUUUGGUGCAUCAGCGGAGGGCUAAUUAAUUUCUGAACAUAGCUGGAUGUAACUGGAUUAUACUGUAAGUCUCCAUAGGAACAGUCACACUGUCCAAGUGUAAAUUCCAAGGUAGAGUCACUAUCCUGGCAUUUAAAACAGUUGAAACAAGAGCUGGAGUCCAGAUGCCUUCUACUAAAGCACUUCUGGUUAUGUUCUGGAGGACACCUUUAGACAGGGUAGGUUGUGAGAAAACUAAAAAAUGUUCUUACACAAUGUGAAGGGAUGCGAAUUGAAAAACUUUAAGUUUUUUUUAAAUGCUUAAAUGUAUAAAAUCAAUUUAA
This is a messenger RNA of Cyprinodon variegatus (sheepshead minnow), 1648 nucleotides long. RefSeq names its product sialic acid synthase-like. Gene Ontology annotation, molecular function: N-acylneuraminate-9-phosphate synthase activity. The record is from RefSeq and is a predicted model, not a curated record. NCBI's taxonomy places the organism in Eukaryota, Metazoa, Chordata, Actinopteri, Cyprinodontiformes, Cyprinodontidae. The transcript is spliced from 6 exons. Gene Ontology annotation, biological process: carbohydrate biosynthetic process. Bases 1 to 960 code for a protein of 319 amino acids.